UGUAAAGCAAUUGGCAGUCGACACGGACAAACCAAGCAAUGCAUUUACUUUUCAGUCGUAGCGUGUGCGCGUUCAUAGUAGCAUCGUAGUGUCUUGUGUAGUGAAUUUCUCUCUCUCUCGCUCUCUCUCAAUAUUUUUAUCAACAAAGAGCCAACGAGGCGCUGCUCCGCUCGUGCAUCGAGCCAAUUUUUCUACGUAGUUACAAGUGUUUACGUGCGUCUCGCGGCUGCAUCUCGACGAAAAAUGACGAUGAUGAAGCAACAAUAGAAAUUUUUCAACCAACUCGCUCGACCGCGAGACGAGACAGAAGAAAGAAAAAAGUUGGAAAUGAUGCAUGAUCCGACGUGAAUUCAUUGAUUCGAAUAGGAUAGUAAUUUAGAUAAAGGAGAUUUUUCAUUCUCACUUUCUACUGCCACUAAUCGUCGAAAACAAUAAAAUCCCGUAAAAAUGGAGCAAAAACAUAAAGAAGUUUUGAGGCGUAUGCGUCAAAAGAUCGUCGAAGAUUUAGACGUUUUCAAUGGGAUUAUUCAACCCUUGAUGACAGAAUAUGUAUUAAAGGAGGAAGAUGCCAAUGAUAUUAAGAAAGGUGUCAGCAAAGAGGAAAGAGCAAACAUAUUAUUGGACUUAUUGCCAGAGCGUGGAUGUUAUGCUUUUGAAGUAUUUCAUCAAUCUCUUAGACAUCAAUAUGAUUGGCUAAGUGAUGAUAUGGAUAAACUAUUGGCCCAAUAUGAACCACCACAAUCUAGAAAUAAUGCCAUGGAUGUACCUAUUGUAUAUCCUAAUUUACCACCUGUUUCUCCAUUAACAGUUACCAGAGAAGAAAUGGUUCAAAAGUUGAAAGAUGCAUUAGAAAAUUUGGAGCCUAAUGGAUACAUAGCUCUUCAUGGUAUGAAAGGAUUUGGAAAAUCUUGUCUCACAGCAAGCACCUUGAAAGACAAAAAUUUUACAUUGAGAUUAUUUAACAAUGAAAUUUAUUGGAUUAAAUUUGGGUACAAGCGCAAUAUAAAUGAAGAAAUAUUAGUUCAGCUUAAUAAUCUAUAUCAUCAAAUAAAAAAUUUGGGUUCAAUUGAAACUGUUAAUUCGGAACCAUUGGAGAAAUCCCUGAAACAAAUUAUAGACAAUCAUUUCAGGAAAAAAAAUCAUCAAAUGGCUUUACUAAUCCUUGAUGACGUAUGUCAUAAAGAAAUUGUAGAUGAAUUUGAUUUUGCAUGUAAAACUGUGGUCAUUACUCCUGAUCUUGGUGUUUUAAAUAAACGAACUCAUAUGGUUGUUAAGAUGAAUCAUGGAUUUACAGAAAAUGAAACUUUAGGAUUGUUUGCUAAAGUUCUUGAUAUAAACAUGGAUCAAUUGCCAAAAGAAGCUAAACUUAUUCAUGAAGAAUGUAAAGGAAUGCCUUUACUGAUUGCGAUGUUUGCAGCUCAGUUUGAAUAUUACAAACAUGAAAUGAGAUCUCAUAGAGGGAGAUGGAAGUACUACUUGAAUUGUCUUCAAACAAAAAAUGCAAAAAAUAUGAUUAUCUCAGAAUUCAUGGAGUUACAAAAAGCAACAUUUGAAAUGUGCAUUGGGCAAUUAGAAAAUGAAAUGAAAGAACGAUAUGAAAAUUUAGCUAUUUUCAGUGAAGAUGUGAAUAUAACACCAAAGACACUAGAAAUUUUAUGGGAUGAAGAACCAUAUUCUGUUGAAGAUCAAAUGCUAAAAUUUUGUCACAAAUCCUUGGCAGCAAGAAAGUGGAAUGACGAAUUAAGAUGUUACAUUUAUGGAAUUCAUGAUCUUUUAUUAUGUCAUAUCAGAAGUAAACUGACACUAGAACAAUUACGAGAUAAACAUGUGGCUUUUAUUGAAAAAUAUAGAAAAUAUUGUAAUGGUGAUUUCUCAAAACUACCAAAUGAUAAUUAUAGUUUUUCUUAUAUUGGUCAUCAUCUUGAACAGGCUGAAAUGUAUCAGGAAUUCCAUGGUUUAUACACUAAUUUUGACUUUCUUCAAGCAAAAAUUAAUUACACUGGUUUAAGCGAUCUGUUUAUAGAUUUGAAGAAGUAUAGAAAGUACAUUACUAAAAAUGGUGAUCCAAUUAUUGAGUCAAAUUUAAUAGAUCUUGAACAUUUUUUGGAAGACCAAGCAAAUACUUUAGCUAAACAUCGUUCAAUGAAAUGUCUAGACUUGGUUCAAAUUGCUUUAGAUCAUUCUGACAAAAGCUUUAUAAGAAAUACAGCUGAAAAAAUAGCAUCAUCUAGAUCUUAUUCUUUAUAUUUGUCUCGAAGUAUUAACUCCAAAACUAAAAAGUAUUUGAACUUCUGUGAAGAAGUAAUAAAGAAUACUAGCACUGUUGCUUUUACGAAUGAACCUAAUCAUAUACUGGUUGGAACCUAUGAUGGUGAAAUUAUUCUAUGGGAUUGUGAAAACCGUAAACCAAAGUUUUUCUCUGGACAUAAAGCGGCCAUUAAAAAGAUUAUUUUAUCAAUUAUCAAUGGAGAUUAUUUUCUAGCUUUGAGUACAGAUGGUUCUUUGAAACUGUUUGCAUUGAGUGAAAAUGAGUAUACAUGCAACGGGCUUAGUAUUCCAACACAAAGUCCUAGACAUAAGCAAACAUCAUGGACACGUUUUUUUGAAUCUCCCCAUGAUGAUAGUAAAAAAACACUUGUAGUUUACGGAGAAAUUAUUACUGAUAUGAAAUUUGCACAAACAAGUAACAAAAUCGCAGCUUGCACUGAUCAUGGAACCAUUAUGCUUUGGGAUGCCAAUGGAAAUAUUGAAUGGCAGGAUAAACUCAAGUCUCAUCGUUUUGGUGGUAUUUCUUUUACAAGUGAAGAUAAUUUACUACACGUCAUGGACGAAAGUACUUCAGCUGUAAGAAUUUAUCAGAAGAGCGAAAAUGGUUACACCUAUGUAUCACAAUUUAAUUUACAAUUAAACAAUCCAAAAGUUAUUUAUUUCUCGCGUCAUCCAGAAGAGCACAAUUGUUUAGUGAUUGUCACCAACAAAAAUUCUUUAUAUUUCAAAUGGUUUUAUAAAAAUAGGCAUAUUCAUAGUUUUGAAAAAUUUGCUAAAACUGAAGAAGAGAAUGAAGAUGUAUCAUAUGUCUGUGCAACUUUGACAUAUGAUGCAAGAUAUUUGAUUAUAGCCAAUUCAAAAGGAAAAAUCAACGUGAUGAAAGCAUUUUGCCCUGAUGAUUUAAUUACUUGUUUUAAAGGCAAUGUUACUUCUCUUGAUCCUUAUUGGAUGUACUUUGAAGAUUUUCAUAUGAUAUGUGGAAGCGAUAAGAAGAUGAUUUAUAGAUGGAAAAUUAGAUCGGAUGAAAAACCAAAAUCAGUCAAAAAACUCUUGUUUGAUGCAAAAAUGAAUACAAUUGGAGAAGAAAAUAUGGUAGUUUUGAAAACUUCACCAAUAACUAUAACGACUUCCAACGGGAAAAAAAUUGAGUCAGUUCACGGAAAAAUCAUCAGCAUGAAGUUAAUUGAAGAUUCAUCUAAAUUAAUUUAUCUGACAGAAUCAGGAUCGGUUACGACUACGGUGUGCGUAGUAUUAUACGAUAUGACUACCGAACAAUCAUCACUAAUUGCUAAGCUCGACUCUUUAAAUGAUUUCAUUGAUGUUAUACAAAUGAAAGGAGAUUAUAUGGUGCUGUGCAAAGCGAACAAUAAUUUGCAGGUGUGGCGUAAUACAAAAAUAUCAAAAAAAAUCGAUGGCUCGGAUUUUGUACUAUCUGUACACCAGAUAGCGAAUAAUUGCAUUUUCACGGUAUCUAAACAUGGUAAAAUGAAGUACUGGAACAUCGAAGAUUUUUCGUGGAGUGUUAUGUACGAGUUUAUCGAUGAUGAAGAAACAAUUGUCAGUAGCCAUUUAAGUAGCAACAAAAAUUUGUUGGCUUUACUCAAAAAUGGAACUACAAUAAUGGUAUAUAAUUUGCCAAAUGUCGAAAUAGAUCAAUCAGAUAGUUUUAAAAUAGAAGCUUACUUCAAAAAAGAAUAUAAACAGGGUGUGACCUUGUGUGAAUUUUCUAACGAUGAAAAGUUUUUAGCCGUUGCUCUUCAAAAUGGUGACAUUUCCAUAAUAGACGUGCCAACUCAGGUAGAACUAGGAAAAUUGGAUCUUCACUGCAGUCCAAUUUGUCAGUUGCAUUGGUCACCUGUGUGCAUCAAUUCAGCGAUUUUACUGACUGUCUCUGGAGACGAAUUAGCUUGGUGGAAUGUUAAUUACUUGCGUGGACCAAAUCGUUCCCAGAAUAGACGAAGUCGCAUGGGCUUCGACCGUAGUCAAAUUCAACAGGGCAUUAGUCCGCGCUCGAGCUACCAAGCCAAACCUCAAGAAUCGAUAAAACUUCAAAUAACUCCACCAGUAACACUAAACCUCGAGGAAUUUUGGAGUCGAAAACUCGGUGUAGAUGUUGAUAGACCGGCCUUGCUCGGAUGUGUAUGCUUACCUGGCACGUGCACGGAUAACGUGAGAAUAUGCGUAGCUCCGGAUUUCUCACAAUUUUUAACAGUUGAUAUCCACGGUACAAUAAGUAACUAUACAAUUUUCAGUGUUUCUGAUUCAUAGCUAAAGUCUAUUGAUUGGAAUAGAUUGACGUGUUUUGUUACUUUGAUAAAUAUACUAGUAUGUGCCAUAUGUCUUUCAUGGUUUCUAAAAUUUUGAUAAAUUGUAUAUAAAAAGUGCUUAAUGGUUCAUUUUUAUAUGGACUUGAAAAUUAAACGAAUUAAGAGUAAAUUGAUGGAUUAAAGUAACAAAAUACUGGCAAUAAGUAAUUGAUAAGAGAAUCGUGGGUUUUUUAUAGAAUAUAGAAUACUUAUAUUCAUGAAAUAUUCUAUUGUGAUAUUACAAUAGUGCAUUUUUAUCGAUUUUAUUAGUAUAAACAUAAAACAAAUUAGAAGCGACGUUUCUGAUAAUUAGCUUGGCUUAGUAUGUAUCGAUAUAUAUUAUAAAAGUGAAAUACUUUUUUACUGUUUUAAGUAUGCAUGGUACGUAAAAGUUUACGAUACGUACGUACAUGUAAUGAUCAAGCCACUGCCAGCUGCAUUUAAUAUAAUUUUAUUUUCAAGACGAGAGUUUUUAUGGCAAUAAAUUGUGAAAAAGUAUACAAGCACAAUCAGAAUUUUAUGAUUAUGAAUUUACAUCGAAUGCAAUAAUUUUUUUUCUACUUUGAUCUAAAUAAGUAAUACUUAUACACUUUUUUAAUUUGAAUUUUGCUU
This is a messenger RNA of Trichogramma pretiosum, 5186 nucleotides long. Its product is annotated as apoptotic protease-activating factor 1-like. The record is from RefSeq and is a predicted model, not a curated record. The transcript is spliced from 13 exons. Gene Ontology annotation, molecular function: ADP binding; protein binding. The coding region runs from base 448 to 4536 and encodes 1362 amino acids. NCBI's taxonomy places the organism in Eukaryota, Metazoa, Arthropoda, Insecta, Hymenoptera, Trichogrammatidae. Gene Ontology annotation, biological process: regulation of apoptotic process.